UUGACUCUCAAGUCUCAACACCCUUUUUUUGUUUGUUUCUUUAUUUUUGUUUCUCUCGACAUCCAAUCGCGAGUUUCAGUGAGAGUGAAAAACAAUCAAUCACCUGCUCUGUCUCUUCUCUCUCUUGCAGGAUCCAUUCCUCUUCACUUCACCGAUAUUCUCGCCUUUUUUGUAGUGUGCGAAAAUCCGAAAACCUAGAGAGAGAAAGUGGACAGAUAGGCUAAAAGGCAGCAAGCAAGUUCUGUUUUUAUUUUUGUAACGUUGGGAUCGGAGGGUAAAAUUGAAGUUCUAUUCAAAUUUUUGGAGGGCUUUUUUAACAACACCAUUUUAGCUUUUGAUUUCUUUUCUGUUCGGACAUGACUCUUUUUUUUGGUUUAUGUCAUAAACUUGGGGUUUAAAGAGUAAAUUUGUAUGCAAUCUGGUGGUGGUGGAGGAGGGGGGCCCAGUUGGGUAGGACCGGCUGGGCGUGCGGGGUCCACAUCAUCGGCUGCAGCAUCGCCUUCGUCUUCGUCUUCGUCUGCUGCUGUAUGGAACCUUCAGUUGGGAUUUGAUUCGGUACAGCAGCAGCAGCAGCAACAGCAGUCUAGGCAGGCAUUACAGCAACAAUUACUUAGAAAACCCGAAGGGAAUGAAACCCUUCUAGCUUAUCAAGCUGGAACUCUUCAAGGAGUUACGGGAGGGAACAAUUUUGCUUCAUCUCCAGGCUCAAUGCAAAUACCUCAACAGUCCAGGCAAUUAUUUGAUUUGGCUCGACAACAUGGUUCCUCUCAGGACGGACAGAAUAGGAAUCAAGGUGUUGAGCAACAGGCUUUGAACCCAAUUCAACAAGCAUAUCUUCAAUAUGCUUUCCAGGCCGCCCAACAAAAGUCAGCUUUGGCAAUGCAGUCUCAGCAACAAGCUAAAGUAGGAACACUGGGCUCUCCUGCUGGAAAGGAUCAUGACAUGCGGGUGGGAAAUUUGAAAAUGCAGGAACUCAUGUCCAUGCAGUCGGCAAAUCAGGCUCAGGCUUCAUCUUCUAAGAACCCAUCUGAACAUUUUUCUCGUGGUGAAAAACAGGUGGAACAAGGUCAGCAGCAAGCCUCUGAACAGAGGAAUGAGCAAAAGUCUCCAAUCCAGCCUACUGCCAUUGGACAACUAAUGCCUGCAAAUGUUACUAGACCCAUGCAGGCACCACAGGUUCAGCAAAACAUCCAAAACAUGGCAAACAACCAGCUCACAAUGGCUGCUCAGAUGCAAGCAAUGCAAGCAUGGGCACUUGAGCGCAACAUUGAUCUGGCACAACCUGCAAAUGCCAACUUGAUGGCGAAGCUUAUUCCAGUCAUGCAGGCAAGGAUGGCUGCACAACUAAAGGCAAAUGAAAAUAAUACUAGUGGACAAUCAUCACAUCUCCCUGUGUCAAAGCCACAGGUUGCUUCUCCAUCCAUUGCAAACGAGAGUUCUCCUCAUGCAAAUUCAUCCAGUGAUAUCUCUGGGCAGUCUGGCUCUGUAAAAACCAGGCAAACUGUUCCAUCUGGUCCCUUUGGCUCAACUUCCAGUGGAGGCAUAGUGAAUAACCCUAACAACCUCACAAUGCAGCAGCAGGCUUUUCACAGCAGAGAGAACCAAGCACCUCCUCGACAGGCAGUUGUGCUUGGAAAUGGAAUGCCUGCAAACGCAAGCCAAGGUGCAGAUCAUACUCUGCCUUCAAAAAAUGCAUUAAACAGCUCAGAAACUUCACAGACACAGCAAUUCAGGCAGCUGAAUCGAUCUUCUCCACAAUCUGCUGGUCCUUCUAAUGACGGAGGCUUGGGCAACCACUUCUCUUCACAAGGCAGGCCAGCUGUCCAGAUGGCACAACAGCGCACUGGGUUCACUAAACAGCAGUUGCAUGUUCUGAAGGCUCAAAUUCUAGCAUUUAGGCGACUGAAGAAAGGAGAAGGUACUCUUCCACAAGAGCUUCUUCGAGCUAUUGCUCCACCACCCCUUGAGUUGCAGCUGCAGCAACAACUUCUCCCUGCAGGAGGAAGUAAUCUGGACAGGUCGGGUGGAAAGAUUGCUGAAGACCAAGCAAGGCAUCUGGAGUCCAAUGAUAAGGGUUCGAAAGCAAUGCUAUCUAUGAACGGACAGAAUUUUUCUAAAGAGGAAGUUUUUACUGGUGAUGAGAAAGCAACCGUCUCAACCAUGCAUAUGCAAAAGGCACCGGCUGUGAUGAAGGAACCCACUCCCCUUGUGGCUUCUGGGAAAGAAGAGCAGCAAACUGCUACAUGUUCUGUCAAUUCAGACCAGGAGACUGAACAUGGACUUCUGAAAACUCCUGUUAGAAGUGAUCUAGCAGCAGAUAGGGGAAGGGGCGUUGCUUCACAGUUUCCUGCAUCUGAUGCUAUGCAAGCUAAGAAACCUGCACAAGCAAGCACUGUGGUCCAGCCGAAAGAUACCGGCUCUGCCAGAAAGUAUCAUGGACCAUUAUUUGAUUUUCCCUUUUUUACUAGGAAACAUGACUCUGUUGGGUCAACUGGGAUGAUUAACACGAAUAAUAACCUAACAUUGACCUAUGAUGUCAAAGAUCUUCUUUUUGAGGAAGGCAUGGAAAUGCUUAACAAGAAAAGGUCAGAGAAUUUGAAGAAAAUCAAUGGUCUACUAGCAGUAAAUUUAGAGAGGAAAAGGAUUAGACCAGAUCUUGUGUUGCGGUUACAGAUUGAAGAGAGAAAGCUUAGGCUUUUGGAUCUACAGGCGCGUUUAAGGGAUGACGUUGAUCAACAGCAACAGGAAAUCAUGGCAAUGCCUGACAGACUAUAUAGGAAGUUUGUUCGGCUAUGUGAGCGUCAACGGAUGGAGCUGACAAGGCAGGUACAGGCCUCUCAAAAAGCCAUAAGAGAGAAGCAAUUGAAAUCCAUCAUGCAGUGGCGCAAGAAACUUCUUGAGACUCAUUGGGCCAUCCGGGAUGCACGUACUGCCCGUAACAGAGGAGUUGCUAAAUACCAUGAGAGAAUGUUGAGGGAGUUUUCAAAGAGAAGGGAUGAUGACCGAAAUAAAAGGAUGGAGGCAUUGAAGAACAACGAUGUUGAAAGGUAUAGAGAAAUGUUGUUGGAGCAACAGACUAGCAUCUCAGGCGAUGCUUCUGAGAGAUAUGCCGUUCUCUCGUCAUUCUUGACUCAGACAGAAGAAUAUCUCCAUAAGCUGGGAGGUAAAAUAACAGCUGCUAAGAAUCAGCAGGAAGUGGAGGAGGCAGCUAAUGCCGCAGCAGGAGCUGCACGACUGCAGGGCCUAUCAGAAGAAGAAGUACGAGCAGCUGCAGCUUGUGCUGGUGAGGAAGUAUUGAUAAGAAACCGGUUUGUGGAAAUGAAUGCACCCUGGGACAGUUCAUCUGUUAACAAAUAUUACAAUCUUGCACAUGCUGUGAAUGAAAGGGUCAUAAGGCAACCAUCUAUGUUACGAGUUGGAACCUUACGAGACUAUCAGCUUGUUGGGUUGCAGUGGAUGCUUUCUUUGUAUAACAACAAAUUAAAUGGAAUCUUGGCAGAUGAGAUGGGGCUUGGAAAGACUGUACAGGUGAUGGCAUUGAUUGCUUAUCUAAUGGAAUUCAAAGGAAACUAUGGACCACAUCUUAUAAUCGUUCCUAAUGCUGUUUUGGUGAAUUGGAAGAGCGAGCUACACAACUGGCUGCCAUCUGUGUCCUGCAUUUAUUAUGUUGGUGGAAAGGAUCAGCGGUCAAAAUUAUUUUCCCAAGAGGUUUCUGCCAUGAAAUUUAAUGUCCUUGUGACAACUUAUGAGUUCAUCAUGUAUGACCGGUCAAAACUUUCUAAAGUUGAUUGGAAGUACAUCAUAAUUGACGAGGCACAGAGAAUGAAGGACAGGGAGUCAGUUUUAGCCCGUGAUCUUGAUAGAUAUCGCUGCCAGAGGCGCUUACUUCUCACAGGGACACCACUACAGAAUGACUUGAAGGAGCUAUGGUCGCUCUUGAAUCUACUUCUGCCAGAAGUUUUUGAUAAUCGUAAAGCAUUUCAUGAUUGGUUCUCAAAGCCCUUCCAAAAGGAAGCUCCAAUGCAUGAUGGAGAGGAUGACUGGCUUGAAACUGAAAAGAAGGUGAUCAUAAUUCAUCGACUUCAUCAAAUUCUAGAGCCUUUUAUGCUCAGACGUCGUGUUCAAGACGUGGAAGGUUCACUUCCACCCAAGGUUUCCAUUGUCUUGAGGUGUAGAAUGUCUUCUAUACAGAGUACAAUUUAUGAUUGGAUCAAAUCUACUGGCACUAUUCGAGUUGACCCUGAGGAUGAGAAGCUCAGGGCUCAAAAAAAUCCAGCAUACCAGCCUAAGGUGUACAAAACUUUAAAUAACAGAUGUAUGGAGCUCCGAAAAACUUGCAAUCAUCCUUUGCUUAAUUACCCAUAUUUCAAUGACUUAUCCAAGGAUUUCCUUGUUCAAUCUUGUGGGAAACUAUGGAUUCUGGAUAGGAUUCUCAUAAAACUUCAAAGAACAGGCCAUCGGGUACUACUCUUUAGUACCAUGACAAAACUCCUUGAUAUAUUGGAGGAAUACUUGCAAUGGCGCCGACUGGUAUACAGAAGGAUUGAUGGAACAACUAGCCUUGAAGAUCGUGAAUCGGCUAUCGUGGACUUUAAUAGCCAUGAUUCAGACUGCUUUAUUUUCUUGCUUAGUAUUCGUGCUGCUGGAAGGGGUCUUAAUCUUCAGUCAGCUGACACAGUUAUCAUAUAUGAUCCUGAUCCAAACCCUAAGAACGAGGAACAGGCAGUUGCUAGAGCCCACCGGAUUGGACAGACAAGAGAAGUCAAAGUCAUUUAUAUGGAAGCAGUUGUUGACAAAAUUUCUAGCUGUCAAAAAGAGGAUGAAUUAAGAAGUGGAGGCACCGUUGAUUUAGAAGAUGACCUUGUUGGUAAGGAUCGAUAUAUGGGUUCUAUUGAGAGCCUAAUAAGGAAAAACAUCCAGCAAUAUAAGAUUGACAUGGCUGAUGAGGUUAUCAAUGCUGGGCGUUUUGAUCAAAGAACAACACAUGAGGAGAGGCGAAUGACUUUAGAGACAUUAUUGCAUGAUGAGGAGCGGUAUCAAGAAACUAUGCAUGAUGUUCCAUCACUCCAAGAGGUUAAUCGCAUGAUAGCCAGGAGUAAAGAUGAAGUUGAAUUAUUUGAUCAAAUGGAUGAAGAGUUUGAUUGGACGGAGGAGAUGACGAGGUAUGAUCAGGUACCUAAAUGGCUUCGAGCCAGUUCAAAAGAAGUGGAUGGUACUAUUGCUAUUCUAUCAAAGAAACCAUCAAAAGCUAUCCUUUUUGCUGAUGUUAUGGGUAUGGUUUCCGGUGAAAUGGAAACUGAAAGAAAACGGGUGCGGCCAAAGGGGAAAAAGUCUCCUAAUUACAAGGAAAUCGAUGAUGAAAAUGGAGACUAUUCUGAGGCAAGUUCUGACGAGAGAAACGGUUAUUCUGCACAUGAAGAAGAGGGAGAAAUUCAAGAAAUUGAAGAUGAUGAAUCCAGUGAUGCUGUUGGGGCACCGCCCAUUAAUAAGGACCAAUCAGAAGAUGAUGGUCCCCCGUGUGAUGGUGGGUAUGAGUGUCACGGAGCUUUGGAAAGCACUAGAAAUAAUGAUGUACUAGAUGAAGCUGGUUCCUCAGGAUCAUCCUCUGACAGCCAAAGAGUUACACGAAUGAUCUCUCCUGUCUCUCCUCAGAAAUUCGGGUCACUUUCUGCAUUAGAUGCUAGACCAGGUUCACUUCCCAAAAAGCUGCCAGAUGAAUUAGAAGAGGGGGAAAUUGCCGUGUCUGGAGAUUCUCACGUGGAUCACCAGCAAUCUGGAAGUUGGAUGCAUGAUCGCGAUGAAGGUGAAGAUGAACAGGUUCUGCAACCUAAGAUUAAACGAAAACGUAGUAUUCGGCUUCGACCCCGUCACACUGUUGAAAGGCCAGAGGAGAAGUCUAGCAAUGAUGUGCAACGUGGAGAUUCUUGUUUGUUGCCAUUCCAAAUGGAUCAUAAAUAUCAAGCACAGUUGAGGAGCGAUACUGAAAUGAAAGCAUUAGUAGAGCCUAGUGGAUUCAAGCAUGAUCAGAUUGAUUCCUCAACAAGUAGGCGAAAUUUACCUUCAAGAAGAAUAGCCAAAACACCUAAGUUACAUGCUUCGCCAAAAUCUGGCAGAUUGCAUUUGCAGUCUGCUCCAGCAGAGGAUGCUACUGAACACUCCAGAGUGAGUCUGGAUGGUAAAGUUCCAAGUACAAGUGGUACUUCAUCUUUGGGCACCAAGAUGUCUGAUGUCAUCCAGAGAAGGUGUAAGAAUGUUAUUGGCAAGUUCCAAAGGAGGAUAGACAAGGAAGGACAACAAAUUGUACCUCUUCUAGCUGAUUUGUGGAAGAGGAUUGAAAAUUCUGGUCACGUAAGUGGUGCUGGAACUAAUCUUUUGGAUUUACGGAAGAUUGAACAGCGUGUUGACAGAUUGGAGUAUAGUGGAGUGAUGGAGCUUGUGUUUGACGUGCAAUUCAUGUUAAAGGGUGCAAUGCAAUUUUAUGGGUUCUCACAUGAGGUUAGAACUGAAGCAAGAAAGGUGCAUGAUCUCUUUUUUGAUAUCUUGAAGAUUGCAUUUCCAGACACCGAUUUCCGAGAGGCCAGGAACGCUCUAUCUUUCUCUGGCCCAUCAUCAACUUCCGUUUCUGCUCCGUCUGCAAAACAAGCUGCUCUUGGCCUAAGCAAGAGAAACAAGUCAAUAAAUAAUGUGGAACCUGACAACAGCACUACCCAUAAGCCAAUGCAGCGAGGAUCCAUUCCUAAUAGUGAAGACAUUAGGAGCGUCCGUGUGCCCCAGAAGGAAACAAGGGUUGGGAGUGGAAGUGGCAGUAGUAGGGAACAAUAUCAUCAGGAUGAUUCUCCACUGCAUCCAGGGGAGUUAGUUAUCUGCAAGAAGAAGAGGAAAGACCGGGACAAGUCAGCAGUGAGGUCAAGGACUGGAUCAAGUGGUCCAGUCUCCCCCCCUAGCAUGGGCCGUAAUAUCACGAGUCCUGUUUUGAAUUCAAUACCUAAAGAUGCGAGACUGAACACUAGUCCUGUUUUGAAUUCAAUACCUAAAGAUGCGAGACUGAAUACUAGUCCUGUUUUGAAUUCAAUACCUAAAGAUGCGAGACUGAGCCAGCAGAAUACGCAUCAGCAAGGGUGGGUGAACCAACCACAACCACCAAAUGGUGGUGCGGGGAGUGUUGGUUGGGCAAAUCCUGUAAAGAGGUUGAGGACAGAUGCUGGUAAAAGAAGGCCGAGCCAUUUAUGAUUUUUCUCAAGGAAAGUGUAUAAUUUAAUGGAAAAAUUUGUUGUUGAGUUCAGCCGCAAAGUGUGCAAGUGGCCCUUUGUGGCCUGUACCAGUGCUGUAGCUUCUACUGUUAAUAUAGUUGUAGGUCAUUGCUCUUCCAUUGUAUACUGCUCCUUGCAUGAUUUUAGAAAUCCAGUAGUUUUUGCAUGUUCGUCUUA
This is a messenger RNA of Populus trichocarpa (black cottonwood), 7427 nucleotides long. RefSeq names its product ATP-dependent helicase BRM. The record is from RefSeq and is a predicted model, not a curated record. NCBI's taxonomy places the organism in Eukaryota, Viridiplantae, Streptophyta, Magnoliopsida, Malpighiales, Salicaceae. Gene Ontology annotation, molecular function: DNA binding; protein binding; ATP binding. Gene Ontology annotation, cellular component: nucleus. The transcript is spliced from 14 exons. Gene Ontology annotation, biological process: positive regulation of transcription by RNA polymerase II. The coding region runs from base 412 to 7230 and encodes 2272 amino acids.